GAGUAUAAAACUAACAGCAUCACCUCAGACAACCAGACCAGGACCACAACACAGCAACAGAACAACCAGACCACAGUACAACACAGCAGCAUCAUGGUAUCUACUUUAAGCUUCCAGUCUUUGACGGUGCUGUGUAUGAAGGGGGUUUUGGUGAUGAUGAUGGGGGCAGAGGCAGCCCCCCGUGCCCAUCCAGAGAAGACAGAGAGCCACACACGGACCACACUGCAGACACACAAGAAGCCUGCAGAGUCAGAGUCUUCAGGUCCCGACACAGUAAUUCUCCCCCUGCACCUAGACCCAAAUUACUUGGUUCCUUUCCAUUCCAUCAGACCUAUUUGCAACCAUUCAAUCUCCCCAUGGACUUACAACACUACCUAUGAUGAUAGACGCUUUCCCCCCAUCAUCUCGGAGGUCAGGUGCUCUCUGAAGGGAUGUCUGAACAUCAAGGGUAAGGAGGACAGGAACCUGAAGUCCAAACCCAUCUUCUACCAGAUCCUGGUCCUGAAGAAGGUGAUGGGAAGUGGGAAGAAAUGCCACUACCGGCUGGAGUCAAAGGUCAUCUCGGUGGGCUGCACCUGUGUCAGGCCUACCAUCGAACAGUAAUGAUAUUAGAGUGACGAGGUCCAGCCUGGUGGCACAGCUGGUUGGGCCAUGGUGCUGGCAAUAUCAAUGUUGAAGGCUCAAUCCCUACAUGCGUAGAAUGUAUUGAAAGUAUUUGUGUUUUGGUUUUAUGUAGCUUUGGCUCUGUCAUUAAAAGAUUGAUUUGAAUAAUCAAAUAUGGAUAUAUUUUCUAUUGAGCUUUAAAUCACACAAUUGAUUAUGUAUUGUUUAU
Molecule: messenger RNA, 832 nt
Organism: Oncorhynchus kisutch (coho salmon)
Lineage: Eukaryota; Metazoa; Chordata; Actinopteri; Salmoniformes; Salmonidae
Product: interleukin-17F
Exons: 3
Coding region: 94-603 (169 amino acids)
Biological process (GO): inflammatory response
Cellular component (GO): extracellular region
Molecular function (GO): cytokine activity
Source: RefSeq, a predicted model, not a curated record